This is a messenger RNA of Geodia barretti, 1122 nucleotides long. NCBI's taxonomy places the organism in Eukaryota, Metazoa, Porifera, Demospongiae, Tetractinellida, Geodiidae. The record is from the annotation of a GenBank genome assembly.
AUGACCGCUUACAUCAUUCGGCGAAUUCUGCUCAUGAUACCGACUCUCUUUGCGAUCAUGCUCAUCAAUUUCGCGGUGAUCCAUAUUGCUCCGGGAGGUCCAGUCGAGCAGGUCAUCGCUGAACUCAGCGGUAUUGGCGGGGAAAUCACAGAACGCGUUUCGAGAUCAGGAUCCGGUGAAACACUCGAACAGGGACGUUCACAGAGCGGUGCGCUCGGAAGGCAGAGUGGCUCCAGCAAAUAUCGCGGUGCACAGGGUCUUGAUCCCGAGUUCAUUGCUGAACUCGAACAGCGUUUCGGAUUUGACAAGCCGUUGCAUGUUCGUUUUUAUCAGACCAUCAAGAACUAUAUAUUCUUCGAUUUCGGGGAGAGUUUUUUCAAAGAUCAGUCCGUUACGGAUCUGGUUCUCGACAAAAUGCCAGUGUCAAUUUCACUUGGCCUAUGGACUACGCUGUUUGUUUAUUUGAUCUCCAUUCCGCUUGGCAUUGUAAAGGCAACGAGAGACGGAACCCGGUUCGACGGUUGGACUACUGUUGCAUUGAUUGUAGGUACGGCGAUCCCAGGAUUUCUAUUCGCAGUGUUCUUGCUGGUGGUGUUUGCCGGAGGAAGCUAUCUGGACUGGUUUCCUCUCAGCGGACUUACUUCUGGCAAUUGGGAUGAGUUGUCCUGGAUGCAAAAGAUUGCAGACUAUUUCUGGCAUAUUACUUUGCCGGUCAUUGCCAUGGUAAUUGGCGGCUUUGCCGGUCUUGCAAUGUUGACCAAAAAUUCUUUUCUGGAUCAGGUCAGCCAGCAGUACGUACUGACUGCACGUGCCAAGGGGUUAGCGGAACGUCGCGUACUCUACGGUCAUGUUUUUCGCAACGCAAUGCUGAUCGUAAUUGCAGGAUUUCCAAGCGCUUUCAUCAGUAUCUUGUUUACCGGCUCUUUACUGAUAGAAAUUAUUUUCUCGCUAGAUGGGUUGGGUUUGCUUGGAUUCGAAGCCGCCUUCAAUCGCGACUAUCCGGUGAUGUUCGCCACCCUGUAUUUUUUCUCUCUACUCGGACUUGUGAUGAAUCUAGUGGGUGAUCUGACGUAUACGAUAAUCGAUCCGCGCAUUGACUUUGAAUCGAGAGAGACUUCGUGA